CUUACGCCCUUUGACCGGCCAUGUGACAAUGACUAAGACAACCGCUAAAUAAAUAAUAAGCAUUCAACUUGUACAACAAUCGACGUUCGUCGAUAAAGACACUUUCCUGCAGUGAACGGGACACGCUUUAUCAGUGUUCUCUGCCAAAUAAGGGCACAAACCUCCAUUUUAUUGGAGUCAUUAUCAUCGGAAUCAGCCGUUUUCUCUGAUGGUGGAACCUCGUUCGUUAGCCGAGUCUUUCUGAGAGAAGUCGCUGAAGGAGGAGGUUGUCGCGCGUCCGGGAGUCGUGUAUGUGAACCUCUUGCUUUUUUCCGGUGUCGAACUUCUCGAAUUGAUCACCAUGGCUGCGAACCUGGAAUACUACAAGGAACAGGCGGUGAAAAUCCUCUACCAGAAGAACAAGGUGACUGAGAUCUUGGCCCAGAUUGAGGCGAAGACACAGGUCAAGAGAGAAUACAUCGGUUUAGGUGGUGUUGUUCUACUUAGCUUGUAUCUUGUCUUUGGGUAUGGUGCUCAGCUGAUUUGCAACUGCAUUGGAUUUAUCUAUCCAGCCUACUGCAGCAUUAAGGCCAUUGAAACCCCAAAAAAAGAAGAUGACACCAAUUGGCUCACAUACUGGGUAGUGUUUGCUCUCUUCUCUGUCUGCGAGUUCUUCUCUGACCUAUUGCUCUCUUGGUUCCCCUUCUACUGGUUGGCCAAGUGCAUGUUCCUCGUCUGGUGCUUCCUUCCCAUGUCAUGGAAUGGGUCUAACGUGAUCUACAACCGCAUUGUCCGUCCAGUCUUCAUUAAACAUCAAAAAGAGAUUGAUACUGUCAUGGGCAAGGUAGCUGACAAAGUUAAUGAGCUUGCAGAUACUGCCACUAAAGUUGCUGCAGAUGCUGUCAAGAGUGAUUAAAGAAGACCAAAAGGAAACACAGAGUAGGGGGCUAUUUAGCUGUAGACUAGUUAAUUAGGAUAUUGCUUGUUAUAAAGUCAUGCUGUUGAAGGAAUAUUUUAUGUAUAUAUUUGACUAUUUGCUUAAAAUUUUUAUGCAUGUGCAAGACUAACUAUGUACUGUAGUCUAGUCAAUUUUCAAGUAUUACAUCUAGUAAAUUUUCAUUUUUAUAUUUAUAAGAGAACAUGAGAUUUAAGGAAUCCUAAUAGUUUGUUCCUCUACUUGAAAGAAAUUGAAGUUAUUUUUUCUUGUGAUAUUUCUGUUUGAGCUAGGAAUGUGAUUGCUGGGGCUUUGGUAGCACAAGUAUUUGCAACAAAGACAGAGCUAGAAGAGAUCCAAAUAUUUCUUUGUUUUUAUAAAGCCAUUUGAUGUAUACUUCAUAAGAAUAAAACUCCCUUUUUUUUC
This is a messenger RNA of Macrobrachium nipponense, 1339 nucleotides long. RefSeq names its product receptor expression-enhancing protein 5-like. NCBI's taxonomy places the organism in Eukaryota, Metazoa, Arthropoda, Malacostraca, Decapoda, Palaemonidae. Bases 341 to 895 code for a protein of 184 amino acids. The transcript is spliced from 5 exons. The record is from RefSeq and is a predicted model, not a curated record.